GUCACAUCCGGUUUCAAAACAAGUGCUUCAGAAAAUUGCGAUAUUUAAACGUUUGUGGUCCCUUUAGACAUGUCUGAUAGUUCAUCUGAAGACGAAAGAGUUGAGUUUGAACGCAGAAAAAGAAAGAAACAAAGAUCAAGAUCACAUAGUCCACGUAAUAACCGAGGGAAGCAUAAAAAGCACAAAAAGCACAAGCAUCGUAGUGACAGUGAUGAAGAUGACAGACGAGAUGCAAGACAUGACCGCGACCACAAAAGACACCGGCCUGAUAAAUACGACCCACAUAAGAAAAUCAAACAGGAACCAGAUGAUGAUUUAAGAAAUCAGAGAAGAGAGCGUGAACGGAAUGACGAUCGCAGACGGAAAGCACGGAGACAACGAGAAAGAGAAAAUGAUGACAGUGAUCAAUUUCAGUUUGGACAAGGCCGCAAUCUUGGUCCAGAGCAACCUGUGAAGACAGAGCCUAAAGAAAAGGAGAAACCUAACUUCGAAGUGUCUGGAAAGUUGGCUGAAGACACAAACACAUACAGAGGUGUGGUAAUUAAGUAUAACGAACCACCCGAGGCAAGGAAGCCUCAGAAAUGGAGAUUGUACCCAUUUAAAGGAGACCAAGCCCUUCCCAUGUUACAUCUGCACAGACAAAGUGCUUUCCUUCUGGGCAGAGACAGACGAGUGGCAGAUAUACCCGUUGAUCACCCCUCAUGUUCUAAACAACACGCAGCUCUUCAGUUCCGGCUUGUUGAAGGUCGGCGUGACAAUGGAGCCUUGUGCAGACAAGUAAAGCCAUAUGUGAUAGAUCUGGGGUCUGCCAAUGGUACCUUUGUUAACAAUAAACAAAUAGAGGCACAAAGAUAUGUCGAACUAUUGGAGAAAGAUGUGCUUAAGUUUGGUUUCAGUACAAGGGAGUAUGUUCUCCUUCAUGAGAAAGCGGAUACCUCUGAGUUACAUGAUGAGGAUGAGGAAGACAGUUCGUAAAACGUGUCAACAGUGCUUGAAAUUAACCGCUCAAGUCCAGGGGCCCUUGCAAUCACCAUCAUGGUUCCUAGAUUCAGAUACCUUAGACAUCAAGGACCCCUUGACACACCUUAAUUUUAAACACUGUAUCGUGAUGGCAAAGUUUUCUAGCAUUCUGUCAUUUCAUUUGUAUCAAAGUGUAUAGUGUAUAUGGUUAUAAUUUCUCAUGGAAUCAGCUAUUUUGUACAAAUUUAUCAUCAUGGAGAUAGUAAAUUGUUGCAGUGUACAUUUGCCAGGUUAAGGGAAUGGUGAAAUACUUGACGGUUUUGUAACAGAAUACCUAAUCAGCCUAAACACUAUUUGUUUUGAUAGAAACUACUUAUGUUACCAUGGUUACUCAGGGUUUUUACGUGACCCAUAAAUGUGUGUCCAGUACGCACAAAUUUAAGGAUGGAUGCAGAAAACCCAAAAAGGAGAGAUGCACAAAAAUGCCAAGAGCGUACCUACAACGCAUCAAGAGUAGUUAUCUGUGUCUGUCACCCUUCUGUCAACAUGAUCACUGAUUCAUUCCAGGCUCUGAAGUCAUUAUCUAAAGGAACAGUACACUACACCAUUUCCAUACUUUACAGGACUUUCUGAUUACGCAAAUGAGUGACCCCUCUCAGGUAGUCACUUGUACGCGUAACGGUGGACCGUCUCGCCCACACAUUACAUCCUCUACUGAUUACCCACACGGACCCUUAAAAUUUAUAACCCA
This is a messenger RNA of Haliotis rubra (blacklip abalone), 1711 nucleotides long. Its product is annotated as smad nuclear interacting protein 1-like. Gene Ontology annotation, biological process: miRNA processing. NCBI's taxonomy places the organism in Eukaryota, Metazoa, Mollusca, Gastropoda, Lepetellida, Haliotidae. Gene Ontology annotation, molecular function: protein binding; mRNA binding. Gene Ontology annotation, cellular component: nucleus. The record is from RefSeq and is a predicted model, not a curated record.